Rubroshorea leprosula is the source of this 638-nucleotide messenger RNA. NCBI's taxonomy places the organism in Eukaryota, Viridiplantae, Streptophyta, Magnoliopsida, Malvales, Dipterocarpaceae. The record is from the annotation of a GenBank genome assembly.
UCUGCAUCAUUUCUCGCCUGAAGCCUCGUCUCUGUGCUUCUGAAUUAGGGUUUUUCUUUGAUUCAAACAAUGGGUGUAUUCACAUUCGUCUGCAAGAGCAAGGGCGGAGAGUGGACCGCGAAGCAAUACGAAGGUGAGUUGGAGGCCUCUGCCUCCUCCACCUACGAGCUCCAAAGGAAGCUCGUUCAGACCGCUCUCGCCAGCGACUGUUCCGGUGGUGUUAACUCCUCCUUCUCUCUCAUCACCCCCACUUCCGCCGUUUGCCAGGUGAUUAUUGGUGCGGUUGGUGGUGGUUCUUUUGUCGGAGGUGGAGCAGCUGCUUCUUCUGGUGGAGGCGCACCUGCUGCUGCUGCUGCUGCUGAAGAACCAAAGGUUGAGGAGAAGAAGGAAGAGAAGGAAGAGAGCGAUGAUGAUAUGGGAUUCUCACUCUUCGAUUAAGUUCACUCAAUUUCUUUUACCAUGUUAGAUGUUGGUCUUGUUUUUGAGCUGUUAUGUGGUGUUUCCAAAACUGGUGAUUUUGUUCGACUCUUUUUCUUAUAAGAAUCUAUGUUUAAACUUAGUGAAUAUCCUUGUUCAGUGUCAUGCCUUGUCUGCAAUUGAAUUAUUGCUUGACGAUCUCAGGAUGCAAGAACUUUUGC